This is a messenger RNA of Gracilinanus agilis (Agile Gracile Mouse Opossum), 2637 nucleotides long. Its product is annotated as zinc finger protein 786-like. NCBI's taxonomy places the organism in Eukaryota, Metazoa, Chordata, Mammalia, Didelphimorphia, Didelphidae. The record is from RefSeq and is a predicted model, not a curated record. Gene Ontology annotation, biological process: regulation of DNA-templated transcription.
UGUAGAUAGCCUAUUAGAGAAUGGAGAUGGCACGCUGGUGGCAGCGGUUCGGAGGAGAAGAAGCAGAGACCCCAUUGAAGUAGCAGCACGAGUCAAGGCCUGGGGCACCAGGGCCCAGGAGCGGAGCCGCUAAGACCGGCCGAAUACUAUCUCACUGACAUUUUGAGGAGGGAGAUGGGGUCACCUGGAAAGUCAAGCGGGCAGUUUGGCCAAGGUCCCACAGCAAUGGCAGAACCAGGGCUCAAGCCCAAGAUACCCAUGACAUUUGAUGAUGUAGCUUUGUAUUUCUCAGAGCAAGAGUGGUGGAAACUUGUUGAGUGGCAGAAAGAGCUUUAUAAUCAGGUGAUGAAAGCCAAUUAUGAGACACUCUUCUCCAUCGACAAUUCAGUUUCCAAACCAGAUUUGAUAUCCUGGAUUGAACAAGGGGAAGAACCUUCUAUCAGAAAUCUUAAGGAUUCACAGGAAACAAAAACUGACAUCUAUUUCAGCAACUUAAGAGCUGAAGAACAGCUGUUUGACGGACACCAUAGAUCUGUGCAUCCAAGAGAAGUGGAUGGCUAUUUAGAUAGCCUCCAAAUUGAGGGAUCUUGCAAGCCCGAACAAAGCACAACGGGAGAAAUUUCUGUUUUGUCUGACCAAGUAGCUUCCCUAAGAAAUUCAUGUAGCAAAGACACAAGACACCUCAUUCCAGAAAGGCAUAGCACCCUGAAAUCUGCUCACUGCGAGGGAAGUCUGAGUCAUGAGCUCCAGAAUCUUGCUGAUUGCCAGGAAAUGCUUCCAGCACAGAGAGUGCUCCAUCCCUGCUCUGUCUGUGGGAAAAGAUUAUGGUCAAAGGCCUACAAGGUAAAACACCAGAGACUGCAUGGGAAGGCACAGUCACAGAAAUACCCCUCGAGUAGGAGGCAAGCCAGGAGGCAAUCCAGGCCCCAGUGGCAGCCUAGGUGUUGUUGGGAGCAGAGGUGUUUCCAGUGUACGGAGUGCAACAAGAGCUUUCGUCGGAAGCAGUACUUGCUUAGACACUUAAUCGUGCACACAGAGAAAAGGCCCUUCCGGUGCCCCAAGUGUGAAAAGACCUAUCGCCAUAAGAGGAGUCUAAUCAACCAUCAACUUAUGCACAGUGGAGAAAGACCAUUCCAAUGUCCUGAGUGGGAUAAGAGCUUCCACCAAAGGAGUAACAUGAGGGCCCAUCAGUGCAGUCAGCACCAUGGGGAGAGGCCCUUCUCUUGUGUAGAAUGUAGGAAAGGCUUUGCUGAGAAGUCUAAACUCACCAACCAUCUGAGAGUACACAGUGGGGAGAAGCCAUUCCAGUGUCUGGAGUGUAACAAGAGAUUUCACCUAAAGGGUGACAUGAAGGCUCACCAACGUACACACAGUGAGGAGAGACCAUUCUCUUGCAGUGAGUGUGGCAAGGGCUUCCUGGUGAGGUCUAAGCUCACCAACCACUUCAGAGUACAUACUGGAGAGAAGCCAUUCCAGUGUCUGGAGUGUGAGAAGAGCUUUCGGCUGAAGGACACGCUGAAGGUACACCAGCGGGUGCACACUGGGGAGAGGCCAUUCUCUUGCAGGAAGUGCGGCAAGGGUUCCAUCAAGCAAUGUAAGCUCACAGAACACAUGAGAGUGCACACCGGGGAAAAACCAUUCCAGGGUUUGGAAUGUGACAAGAGCUUCCGCCAGAAGGGGCAGCUGCUGAGGCACCAGUGCUUGCACACAGGAAAGGUGCCCUUCUCCUGUCCUCACUGUGAGAAGACCUUCCACCUGAAAGGUGACAUGAAGGUUCACCAGCGCACACACAGUAGGGAGAAGACAUUCUUCUGCAGUGAGUGUGACAAGGGCUUCCCCCAUCAGAGUAAACUCACUGAGCAUCUCAGGCUGCAUAGUGGGGAGAAGCCAUUUCAGUGCCCUGAAUGUGACAAGUGCUUUCGUCUCAAGGACAUCUUGAAGGCCCACCAAUGCACACACAGGGGAGAAAAGCCAUUCUCUUGUAGUGAGUGCGGCAAGGGCUUUACCAGGCAGUCAAAGCUUACUGAACACAGGAGAGUGCACAGUAGGGAGAAGUCUUUCUGGUGUCAGGAGUGUGGAAAGAGCUUCCGCUUAAAAGGGCAGCUGCUCAGCCACCAGCACCUGCACACAGGAGAGAGACCCUUCCAGUGCCCUGAAUGUGACAAGACUUACCAUGUAAAGGCUGAUAUGAAGGCCCACCUGCGCUUACACAGCAGGGAGAGGCCAUUCUCCUGUGAUUGUGGUAAGGGCUUCACUAAACAGUCCAAACUCAUUGAACACAUUCGAACACACACAGGAGAGAAGCCCUUCCAGUGCCCUAAGUGUGUUAAGAAUUUCCGCCUGAAAGGGCAGCUGCUUAGCCAUCAGGGCCUUCACACAGGGGAGAGACCUUUCCGUUGCCCUGAAUGUGACAAGAGCUUCUGACAAAAGGGACACCUCUUUAGACAUCAGCGCAUUCACAAGCCUGACAGGCCAUUUUCUUGUGGAGAAUGUGGCAAGGGCUUUAUUUAUAAAUCAAAACUUGCUACUCACUUCAGAGUACACAACCAAGGGAAAUCCUGUGAUGUUCCAAGUAAAGCUGAUACUAAGCUCAAGCCUUUCCACAUAUUUGCAUUAAUAGAGGCCGAUUGGAGUUGA